UUUUUAAUCUUAUUAUUGGGUUCGAAGAGAAGAAAAGGAGCAGCACCAACAAGAAAAACCCCUCAAAAAAGAGAUUAUUACAGAAAGAAAUGCAGGGUGAUGAGGCCAAGGUCUUGCUAGGCUUCCCUCCCAAUUCCCGCCCCACUCUCUCUCAGGUUAAAGCUGCAUACAGAAAGAAAGUAUGGGAAUCUCAUCCUGACCUCUUUCCUCUUCAUGAAAAGCCCGGUGCCGAGUCCAAGUUUAAGUUGAUUUCAGAAGCUUACACUUAUUUGCAGACCGGUUUAUUUGGAAGACCCAUUUUACGGUUUUGACUUUGAGGAAGAAACACAAGUCGACUAGGUUUAGAGGUACACGCAACAGGAGCCUUGCACUUGAGAAAGGAUUUCCAGGGUGAU
Populus euphratica (Euphrates poplar) is the source of this 395-nucleotide messenger RNA. RefSeq names its product Chaperone DnaJ-domain superfamily protein. Bases 90 to 311 code for a protein of 73 amino acids. Gene Ontology annotation, cellular component: cytoplasm; nucleus. Gene Ontology annotation, molecular function: protein-folding chaperone binding; protein folding chaperone. The transcript is spliced from 4 exons. Lineage: Eukaryota; Viridiplantae; Streptophyta; Magnoliopsida; Malpighiales; Salicaceae. The record is from RefSeq and is a predicted model, not a curated record.